AUGUUUCCUGCAGCACAGAUGCUCUUUGCUCUGAGUAGCUUCCUAAGAUUGACAAUGGGUUUUGACAUUGGAUUAUCCACUAAGUGUGUAGCAAUACCUAUGGAGAUGGGCAUGUGCCACAGCAUUGGUUAUUCUGAAAUGAGGCUUCCCAACCUGAUGGGACACACAAGUAUGGCAGAGGUUAUUCCAAAAUCUGCUGAAUGGCACCACUUUGUGGAAACUGGCUGCCACCCUCAUGCAAGGACAUUCUUGUGCUCUCUGUUUGCGCCAGUCUGUUUAGAUACCUUCAUCCAUCCUUGUAGGAGUAUGUGUGUCGCUGUUCGUGACAGCUGUGCUCCUCUGCUCCUCUGCCAUGGACUGUCUUGGCCUGACAGUUUGGACUGUGAUCGUUUCCCUGCUGAUGAGGACAUGUGUCUGGCAUCUCUUAGCAAAGAAUACAAACAUAUUCAUAAAGAAUUGCCAAAGCCUAUAUGCCAGACCUGCCCAGCAGUGGAGGAAUUCUUUACACAGAAAAGAGUACUAGAUGUUUUCUGUGCCAACAACUUUGCGGUGAAGGUAAAGCUGUCCAAAAAGAGAACAGUUUCUGGUGAUCAGGAGUAUAAUAUUGAAUGCCAGGUGGAAUUCAUCAACCAGGGUUUGCUCUUGCCUUAUGAUACUCGGAAUAUGAUACAACAGUGGUUGCUUAUGAAUGAAAAUUGUACUCAGAGGAUGACCCAAACCUACCGCCCCAUGGUGUAUCUCAUUGUGGGGAAUAUUGAGGAGGGUAUCGUUUUAGUAAACCAAAUUUACCGCUGGCAGAGGAGGGACUCUCAGCUGACUUUGGCCACACGGAAGUGGAAACACCAUAAAUGUUUAUAA
Emys orbicularis (European pond turtle) is the source of this 858-nucleotide messenger RNA. RefSeq names its product secreted frizzled-related protein 2-like. Gene Ontology annotation, molecular function: Wnt-protein binding. The transcript is spliced from 4 exons. The record is from RefSeq and is a predicted model, not a curated record. Gene Ontology annotation, biological process: non-canonical Wnt signaling pathway; canonical Wnt signaling pathway. Lineage: Eukaryota; Metazoa; Chordata; Testudines; Emydidae. The coding region runs from base 1 to 858 and encodes 285 amino acids.